Molecule: messenger RNA, 1118 nt
Organism: Clupea harengus (Atlantic herring)
Lineage: Eukaryota; Metazoa; Chordata; Actinopteri; Clupeiformes; Clupeidae
Product: major histocompatibility complex class I-related gene protein-like
Exons: 6
Coding region: 1-1023 (340 amino acids)
Source: RefSeq, a predicted model, not a curated record
AUGCGCCUAGACAACGAGAGUCUGCUCGACUUCUCGGACGAGCACGUCUCGGACGAGGAGGAGAUGCCUUGGGUCGCCAUGGGCUCUCAUUCUCUGUGGUCUUUUUCGACAUUGAUCGUUGGAGACACCCUGUUUCCAGAGUUCAGUUCGGUGGUGAUGCUGGAUGACAUCCAGGUGGCCUACUAUGAUUCAAAUGUGAACAACCUGAUCUACAGACAAUUUAAGUCAGAACAUGAAGAUGAAGAGCAAAAAGAUGCAAGCUUUAUAUUUGGACGGCCAUUGUACGACCAUUUCAGUGGAGGUACUCAUUUAUUUUUCUCAGCCAAAGGAGUCCAUACUCUGCAGAGAUUGGCUGGUUGUGAGCUACUUGAUGAUGACACCCCUGGUCCACUCCGACUAUUCAAUGCGUUCAACGGAGUGAAAGACUCAGUGUUGCAAUUCAAUGUGAAACAGAAGACUCUUCAGACUGAAGGUUUCUGGCAGAUAGAGUGGAGCCAAGGCAGAAAAGAAGUGGAGGAGUGGAUGUACACAAAUUUUUACAGCCCAAUCUGCAUUAAAUUCCUGAAGAAUUGGCUUCACAUGAAGAAAAAUGAUGUGAUGAGAAAAGUGAAGCCCAGAGUCAGGCUCCUCCAGAAGACACUCCCAGACUCUGGAGGGGCCAAAGUGACCUGCCUGGCCACUGGUUUCUACCCCCGUCACAUCAACCUGACCCUGCUCAGAGACGGCCAGCCUGUGUCUGACCACCAGAUCACUGAGGGGGAGCUGCUACCUAAUGGAGAUGAGACGUACCAGAUGAGGAAGAGCCUGGAGGUCAGCAGAGAGGAACUAAGAGUGAAACACCAUUACUCAUGUACAGCCGAACACCUCAGCCUGGACAACAAACUAGAUGUCAAACUGGAUCUUGAUCCAGGUGUAGGCACUGUGUCUAUAGUGAUUCCUGUUGUAGUGCUUGGAGUUGCACUCCUGUGUGUGGUUGGAGCUGUGGUCUUCAUGCGCCGUAGAAGACACAGCUCCACCCUCUGAUUAUGUUCCGGCCCAGAGUUUUUGGACUUUGGAGCUGUAGAUUCUGUGAUGUUCUGUGAUUUUGCUAAUCAAUACUCUUGUAUACCCAUAUCCUG